GUUUCAUUGUGAAAUUGUUUAAAGUGUCAAGCAACACAGUGACAAGCGAGUCAUUUGCUCUUCGUGCUGAAAAGUUUCAGCUAUCGAGCUCUGUAACCGCGUUGCCAUGGUGACGGCACAGUUGACCGUUGAGCUUCCUAGUCGGUAUACAAUCUACGGUUUGUAUACCUGUUUGUUUACUUUAAGAAGACAGGACGCAGCAACUAAUUUUUUAAAUGGAGCUCAUUGGAAGCAGUUACAGAGGAGAUACGAAAAAUGGCAGGAUGGAGGGGAGAGGAGAGUACACCUUUCCCACAGGGAGCAAGUAUGUGGGAGAAAUGAAAGAUGGGAUGUUCCAUGGCAAAGGAGUGCUACACUUUCCAAAUGGAAGUAAAUAUGAGGCCACCUGGGAAAACGGCACAUCUAGACAGGGAUCAUUCACCUUUGCUGAUGGUCUGCAGUACCAGGAGACGGACUGGGACUACUGCAACGGUUACGACAGGCGCUUCUACAGCGAGAGGUGCAAUGGACUCAGACCUGCAGGAGAAUCUCAGCUAACUGAUCUGCAUCCUCCACGUGUCAUUCCUGAUGGGUGUUACGAUUGUGGAGAUGGUUUCUAUGACCCCACCACCAGGGUCAUUACUUCCUACUUGGGCAGAUUCCUCAGGAAUGCAGAUGACUCGGAACAUGAGUGGAUUGUGCGGACCUGUCGAAAAGCGUGGGAUGAGGUUGUUGGCGUCCCUCCUGAAAAAGUCCCCACAUCUGUUGCAGCUAGACCCGAGGAGACCAGUAACUUCAAUCUUUAAUACUAUUUUAAAAUUUUCACUUGUUAAUUUUUAAUUUAGAGGCAUAUUAAAACUAUAGGAACUGUCUUUGUUAUGUCUUUGAUUUUAUGUAAGUCAUAUGAGGCCUAAUAAAUGAAAAAUAUUAAA
Molecule: messenger RNA, 911 nt
Organism: Thunnus maccoyii (southern bluefin tuna)
Lineage: Eukaryota; Metazoa; Chordata; Actinopteri; Scombriformes; Scombridae
Gene: morn5
Product: MORN repeat containing 5
Exons: 5
Coding region: 216-785 (189 amino acids)
Source: RefSeq, a predicted model, not a curated record